Dermatophagoides farinae (American house dust mite) is the source of this 4486-nucleotide messenger RNA. RefSeq lists its product as uncharacterized. The record is from RefSeq and is a predicted model, not a curated record. NCBI's taxonomy places the organism in Eukaryota, Metazoa, Arthropoda, Arachnida, Sarcoptiformes, Pyroglyphidae.
GUGAACUUUGUCCAGAUCAAAAUCGAUUGAUUGAAAUCAAUAAUAAUCAAUAAAUGUGACAAAUGUGAUCUAUACUACAUAAUAAAAACCACAACAUCACAUCAAAAAAAAAAAAAAAAAUGAUGAUCAUCAAAUCCAUUGCCAUAAUUGUAGCCACCAAUAUUGAUGAAACAUCUACGAAGAUGAAAAAAUAUCAUCAUCAGCAUCGAAAAUCAUUAUCGAACAAGUCAAAUGCCACCAACAUUUCUUUCAUCAUUCUGGUCUCCAUAUAUUUUUUUAUGAUCAAUCUAGUCGUUAUUGGUAGUGGCCAUAAUAUUGAAACUGUUGUUGAUCAUAAUUUUCAUCAUAAUGAUAAUGAUGGCAGUUUUGAUCAUAGUAAUCAUCAUCAUCAUCAUAAUAGCCCUGUAGUGGCUGAAUCCAUCAAUAAUAGGCCUCGUCUUCGAAAUGGUACUAUAUUUCAUUUUGGUGGUGAUGGUGAUGGUCAUCAUUAUCAUCCUUUGUCAUACACAUCAUCAUCAAAUGUGAUCAAUAAUAAUAAUAAUAAUCGUUUCAAAGCCAGACCAAUAACUGGUUCAGUCAUACAUGUAAGCGAUCGUAUCAAUGUUAAAGAUGAUGAUGAUGAUGAUGAUAAUAAUGGCAAUACAAGAUUCAAAGAAGUUGAAAGAUCAGGAAUGGUUGCUGAUACUAGCACUGACAUUGGCCAUCAUCAUAAUUCUAAUAAUCAGCGACAUCAAUUUCAUCAUCCACUUCAUAAUCAAGUUGAUCAUAUUGAUCGAGAUUCGAUUCACAAAUAUCGACCACAAACUGUUCAUCAUUAUGAAAUCAGACAAAACGGUGGCGCUGAAAUCAGCCACUAUAAUCGAUCUGCACAUGAUGGUGAUCGUUUAAUUACUUCAGCACAUCAAGGAGGUCGUACAGAUCUGGAAAGUUAUCAUAGAGCUGCUGUUAGUCCUGAUGUUAGUUCAGCACUUGUUGUCAACAAUAAUGAUAAUGGUUACCAUGGUUCAACUGGUGAUCAUCAUUAUCGAGGCGUUAUUGUCGAUGUAACUGAUACUCAUUUGGAAGGUAAUAAUAGAUUCCAAACUGGAUAUCAUUCUGGUCAUCAUCAAAAUAAAACGCAAAUUAAUGCCAUCAACAACCGAACAGCAGUCAUUCAUCAUUCAGGAGCACCAUAUACAUUUGAUUCGGGCCAUCAAAAUAGAAUUCAUCAAACAUCUGGGUUAGGAAUGAAUCGUACAAUUGUUCAACCAGGAAACAUUGGCACAAAUGUUUAUUCAAGUGGCCAUAUUCAAGAUAAUAUCGGUGUUGACACCAUAAACCGGACCAUUGGUCAUCAUUAUGGACACCAGCAACAAGCUAGCCCAAUUAAUCGUACUGCCAUAAAUUCUGGUUCAAAUAUUUAUUCAUCCAACACGAUAGACAAUGUAGCAAACAAUCAAACACAAUAUGGAUCUGGUGUUCAAAACAAUCAUCAUAAUCAUAAUCGAAUCAAUAAUAAUAAUAAUGUAAACAAUAGAAUACAAAUACAACCAUCAUCAUUGGUAACAUCCAAUGAAUACGAUACACGUAAUCGUGUAAAUAAUAACAACAACAAUAGACAAGCUACAAAUUUAUUAUUACAACAACAACCCGGAACAGCUGUUGUAUCAUCAUUAAAUUCAUUGGAUAAUGUUGACGUUGAAGCAAUUAAUAAAGCUCGUAUUUAUGCUGAACAAGCGAAUGAAGAACAGGCAAAAAAACAUGCACAAAAUGUUGUACGAUUAGCAGCAACUGAUCAAUUGGAAUCGGAAAUUAUUACUAAUCGAACAAGAGCAUAUCUUUCAUGUGAAAGUGGUGAAAUGAUUGUUAAAAUUAAUUUCACUGAACCAUUUCGUGGUGUUGGCUACGCUGAUUAUGAUCGUUCAAGUCCAUGUAAAUUUUAUGGCGAUGGUGGUCGUUAUUAUGAAAUGCGUUUACCAUUGAAAGGCUGUGGUACUAAACAGGAAGCACCAAGAAUUUUCAUCAAUAACAUUAUACUUAGAUUUCAUCGUGCAUUAGAAUUGGAAGAAGAUGAAAUCAAAACGAUUGUAUGUCGAUAUCCACCACCGUUGGCACCACCACCGCCAUUGAUUGCUGCACCAAUAUUGGAACAACCACCGCCAGCAGUACCAUUUAUACCGGCAAAAUUAUCCGAAGUGGAAUUAUUAUUGAUUGUAUCGGCAUUAUUAUUUUUAACAUUAUUACUACUAGGAAUCGGUAUCGGUUAUUAUUGUCUGAAGAAACGAAAAGUUAAAGUUGUUCGUAAAUUUAUUCCACCCACUGAAUUACCGUAUUUCCCACCACCAUCAAUAUCAUCGGAAGAACAUUCAAUAAUAUCUGAAGGUUCAAUCAUACAUCGUGAUGAUUAUCAAUUUCAAAAUUUAGGUUUCAUUCCUGAAGCAAAACUUUCAUAUAUGGAUGAUAUAUUCUAUCAUGAUCAAGAUAUGAUUGAAAAUGAUGUUGUACAAACACAGCAAAAUGUUUUGGUACCACCAGUACCGCUGUUUAGUACACGUAAAUUUGAUGAUCGUUUUGUUACACAUGCAUCAGAAACAGAUGUGGACACUGAUUAUGAAAUUGAUCGUUUAAUUGUUCCAAAGAAACCAAUAAUUACCAAAUUGAUUACAGACAGAUAUUUUGUUACACCAAAAACUACUACGGAAAUUAUCGAUGAAGUAACCACUCAACGUGUGAUUGUGCCACCAAAAAAACCAAUUACAACCAAAUAUAUCGAUGAAACAUUGGUUACACCACAAGUUGAUUUAGAAAUUGAUGAAAUAACCACCAAUCAACGAGUUUUUGGUCCAAAAAAACCAUUAACAACGCAAAAAGUUGAUGAUACUUUUGUACAUUCUGAACAAGAAACCGAUGUCAUUGACGACGUCAGUAAAUAUCGUAUUCAUGGUCCAACAAAAAUGCCACAAAUUACAACCACAGGACAAGAUGAUUAUUUUCGAACAGAUUUAUAUGAAAUUGAUGAAGUUAUUGAUGAUUUGGAUGAAACAAUCAUUAAUGCUAUGCAACCACCAAUAACACAAACAACUGAACAUGAUGAUUAUAUAACACAUUCAAGAGAUGUAGAAGAAUUCGUGGAUGAUACUACUCAUCGUUUAGUGAGCGGUAAAAAGCCGAAAAUUAUGGUUAAAAAUAUUGAUGAUUUUUAUGUGACAAACAUUACUGAAACUGAAACGAAUGAACAUGUAACAAAAAUUGGCCGAUCAAUGCCUAAUUUAACAAUGGAAAUUGAUUAUGAAGAAGAAAUUUUAGAAGAAAAAGACACAAGAUUAUUAGAUGAAACAAAACAUAUAACCGGAUUUGAUGUUCGAAUGCGUUCGAUACCAAGAAAACCUAUGCAACAACCACCACCACCAACAACAACAACGACGACAACGACGCAAUCGAUAUCGGAAACAACAAUUACUACGAAAAUUGAUGAAAUAAUACGAGUAUUAGAUAAUCCACCACGUGAUAAAAUACCCAAUAUAGAUGAAUAUUUCAUGUUACCAACUAGAAAUCGUUUUCGACAAAUCAUUUUUACUGAUGAAGUAUUUCGUACAUUGAUCAUUGAAUCGACAACCAUUGAAGAAUAUGUUGAACGAAUACAAAAUCAUCCAACAUAUGGUCCAAUGUUUGAACCGCCUACUUGGGAAGUAAUAUUUCGACUUUUAUCAUUACCAGAAGUGAAUCAAAGAAGGCCAUUGCCACGGCCAACUAGAUAUUCGGAUACGUAUAGAUCCGGAUUUUCCGCUCAAGAAGUACGAUCUGUUACCGAAGAAGAUGUUACAUUCACUCGUAGUCGUUUAAGUGCAGCUCAUUAUGUUCCAUUACCAGAUUAUCCUAUGGACGAUAAUGAUGAUCAUCCAUCGCAACAACGUUCUGGCAAUUGGGCCAAACAAUUACCUGAUCCAAGACAUUAUGAAUGUCAUUCACCAGAUUUUACACCAAUAAAACCAGCAUUUACAACAACACGUCCAUAUGGUAGUGGUAGACGAUCCAAACCAUUUAAUGGAACAAUAUCACCUACAUCAUCAGUAUUCGGAACAAGACGAUUAGAAAAUCCAUACACUAGUACAAAUACAACAAAUGCAUCAUCAAAACGAUUAUAUGAAUAUGAUUUUCGACCAUAUUCACCGGAUUUAGAUGCAUUAAGUUUGGAACCAUCACAAUCAUAUUUAUCAUAUAGUGGAUCAAUACGAAAACGAAAUCAAUUUCAACAGGCCAUUGAAGAACGUGAAGAAAUUAAAUCAACAACCGAAACAAAUGUUUAUGAUUGGAAACGUUAUGAAUGAGAGAAAAUUUUAUAAUUUAAUAAUUUAUUUCAAUUUUGUUGUUUGCUAAUGAUUUUUUUUUUUUUUUUUUUUAAUUCUUUCACAUCACACCACAACACAAGCUUGUGUUGAAAGCACUAAGGCAGCUAAUACUUUCACACACACACACACACACACACGAUUUUUGUAUCAUAUUCAAA